Cordyceps fumosorosea ARSEF 2679 is the source of this 1752-nucleotide messenger RNA. Its product is annotated as pre-mRNA splicing factor. Gene Ontology annotation, biological process: mRNA splicing, via spliceosome; spliceosomal tri-snRNP complex assembly. Bases 1 to 1752 code for a protein of 583 amino acids. Lineage: Eukaryota; Fungi; Ascomycota; Sordariomycetes; Hypocreales; Cordycipitaceae. The transcript is spliced from 2 exons. The record is from RefSeq and is a predicted model, not a curated record. Gene Ontology annotation, cellular component: U4 snRNP; precatalytic spliceosome; U4/U6 x U5 tri-snRNP complex.
AUGUCUACCGUCGCGGACGAAUUACUCAACGAUUUUGGUAGCUCGGGUGACGAGGCCGAGGAGCUGGAAAAUGGCCUCGACACCACAAACGGCGACCCCAUGGACGAGGAUGGUGUCGAGAUCAAGGCAGAGGAUGAAGACAUGGACGAUGAAGCGGCAUCCAAAGCCAAAAUCGAAAAAAUGCAGCUUGGUGCUGUGAAAGACGUACGCAGCGUGGCCAGCUUGAUGGCGACGUUGGAACCAAUCCUAGAGAAAAUCAAGCAGUACCAGUCACAACCAGCCACGCAAUCGAAUGUCGGAAACAUUGAGGAUCAUCCCGAAUACCACCUCCUAACGCAGUCAAACAGCCUAUCGACGCAGAUUGACGGCGAGGUGGCGCUGGUGCACAAGUUCAUUCGCGACCACUACUCGAUACGUUUCCCCGAACUCGAGCGACUCGUCACAACACCGCUGCAAUAUGCGCAGGUCGUUUCCAUAAUAGGCAACUGCCCUAUGGACUCGGAAAGCGUAAAAGCGCUGCAGACGUCGACAAAUAACCCACUGGGCAUGGGUCUCAAAGCUGUGCUGGAUGGACCGUCGCUCAUGAUUGUUACUAUUGAAGCUACGACAUCAAAGGGACAGGAAAUGGCGCCUGGGGAACUUGCAAUAGUGCGCCAGGCAUGCGACAUGAUGAUUGCGCUACACACGGCCAAGACCAUCUUGACGGACUACGUGCAGUCACGCAUGAACAUCUUUGCGCCGAACCUGACUGUGCUCAUCGGGUCGCUCACUGCGGCGCAACUACUCAACGCAGCUGGCGGACUAACUGGACUCUCCAAGACACCAGCCUGCAACCUGCCGUCAUGGGGGUCCAAGAAGCGCCAUGCCGGUCUAGCGACAAACAUUGGUGUGCGCCAACAAGGUUUCCUAUACAACUCAGAGAUUAUUCAGGGUAUCCCUAAUGAUUUGAAGAAGCAAGCGAUGCGGAUUGUUGCGGCGAAGCUCGUUCUAGCCGCGCGCGUCGACCGCAUUCAUUCAAGCCCCGACGGAUCUACGGGCGACAGUCUCAAGGGACAGUGUCUAGAGCGGCUGGAGAAGCUCACAGAGCCGCCACCGAACAAGGGAGCGCGCGCUCUGCCAGUUCCCGACGACAAGCCAUCGCGCAAGCGCGGUGGACGCCGGGCGCGCAAGGCCAAGGAGGCACUCGCGAUGACGGAGCUGCGACAGGCGCAAAACCGGAUGGCGUUUGGCAAGGAAGAGCGCGAGGUGGGCUACGGCACGGGCUCGGGCACCGUGGGACUAGGCAUGAUUGGGCAGGCUAACGACGGUCGGAUCCGCGCGAUGCAGGUCGACCAGCGGACGCGCGCCAAGCUAAGCGCCAAGAACAAGGGCUGGGGCACGGCGAGCACGGUGGGCGGAGGUGCGGCGUCGUCCAUCAGCGGGUUCGGGCAGACCAACAGCAUGGACCUGCGCGGCAAGGGCCUGCGGAUGUCGGGCGUGGGCAGCACGGUGGGCGGCCCGGGAGCGGGCACGGCCUCGUCGCUGGCGUUUACGCCGGUACAGGGUCUGGAGCUGGUGGCACCAAAGAUGCAGGCGGAUCUGAGCAAGAAGCGCAAGGCAGAGGAGGACCGAUGGUUCCAGGGUGGAACAUUUACGCAGCUGAGCUCCAGCGGCGCAGCAGGAUCAUCAAAUGGUUUCAAGAUUCCGGAGCUGCCAGCGUCGAAGCGGCAGAAUACGGGGGCGGGCAGCAUGGCGCCACCGCCGAGGAAGUGA